Catharus ustulatus (Swainson's thrush) is the source of this 621-nucleotide messenger RNA. RefSeq names its product NHP2 ribonucleoprotein (gene NHP2). Lineage: Eukaryota; Metazoa; Chordata; Aves; Passeriformes; Turdidae. Gene Ontology annotation, biological process: snRNA pseudouridine synthesis; rRNA pseudouridine synthesis. The record is from RefSeq and is a predicted model, not a curated record. Gene Ontology annotation, cellular component: box H/ACA snoRNP complex; nucleolus. The transcript is spliced from 4 exons. Gene Ontology annotation, molecular function: box H/ACA snoRNA binding. The coding region runs from base 31 to 480 and encodes 149 amino acids.
CCCCGGAAGCGGAAGCGGCCUGGUGCGGCCAUGGCGCGGGACAAGCCGGAGGCGGCGGCCGAGUCGGAGGGGGCACCGGAGCUCUCGUACCGGGAGCAGCUCGACUUCCUGAACCCCAUCGCGCAGCCGCUCGCGUCCCGCAAGCUCACGCGGAAGCUCCUCAAGUGCAUCAGGAAAGCGACCAAGCAGAAGCAGGUCCGCCGCGGUGUGAAGGAGGUGCAGAAGUUCAUCAAUAAAGGCGAGAAGGGGAUCGCGGUGCUGGCCGGAGACACGCUGCCCAUCGAUGUCUACUGCCACAUCCCCAUCAUGUGCGAGGACAGGAGCCUCCCGUACGCAUACGUCCCUUCCAAAACGGACCUGGGAGCUGCAGCCGGCUCCAAGCGCCCGACCUGUGUCAUCCUGAUCAAGCCCCACGAGGAGUACCAGGAGGCCUACGACGAGUGUCUGGAGGAGGUGUCAGCCCUUCCCAUGCCGCUGUGAAGAGCUGGGGCUGGGCUGUGCCCUGCAGGGCCAUGGCGGGUCCCUGUCCCUCUGCACGGCUGUUUGUGGGGACUCUGCCGAGAGGACUGAUGGGGGGAUGCUGAGUACUGUGGGGUGAAUAAAGGUGUCUGUGGUUUUGUA